This is a messenger RNA of Staurois parvus, 304 nucleotides long. Lineage: Eukaryota; Metazoa; Chordata; Amphibia; Anura; Ranidae. The record is from the annotation of a GenBank genome assembly.
GAGCUGCCUUUCAGUGCCACCUAUCAGUGCCAGUCAGUGCCACCUAUCAAUGCCAGUCAUUGCCACCUAUCAGUGCCAGUCAGUGCUGCCUAUCAGUGCCCAUCAGUGCCGCCUAUCAGUGCCCAUGAAUGCCGCCUAACAGUUCCCAUCAGUGUCACCUAUCAGUGCCAGUCAGUGCCGCCUAUCAGUGCCCACCAAUGCCGCCUAUCAGUGCCAUAAGUGCAGCCUGGCAAUGCCCAUCACUGCAGCCUCAUUAGCGCACAUCAGUGAAGGAGAAAAAUGAGCUAUUUACAAAAUGUUAUAA